This is a messenger RNA of Didymosphaeria variabile, 2022 nucleotides long. RefSeq lists its product as uncharacterized. Gene Ontology annotation, biological process: carbohydrate metabolic process. The transcript is spliced from 6 exons. NCBI's taxonomy places the organism in Eukaryota, Fungi, Ascomycota, Dothideomycetes, Pleosporales, Didymosphaeriaceae. The record is from RefSeq and is a predicted model, not a curated record. Bases 1 to 2022 code for a protein of 673 amino acids.
AUGAAGCCUUUUUUGACAGUUUCCGCAUUAAAUUUAUUUUCUUUUGCCUCGGCGGUCCCGUACGCGGAGUAUAUCCUUGCGCCAGAUUCACGAACACUCUUCCCAGUCUCCGUGCACAACUCCAAUGGUUCGGUCAGCAAUGCUGAGACCCUAACAUCUCCAUCCGGAAGUGCCGUCUUCGAGGAUGAUGCUGCUACGGCGUAUGAUUUUGGGAAGAACAUCGCUGGCGUAGUUUCCUUGAAUAUCGGAUCCGUAUCGGACUCCAACCAAUACAUCGGCGUUACAUUUUCGGAGUCCUCUCUCUGGGUUUCCAACAAGUCGUCGGACGCUACAGCGGAUGCUGGGAAAGACGAAACCUUGUGGUUUCAUCUCACAGCACCAGGCAAAUACUCCGCGCCUCGGGACAAGGAACGAGGAGGAUUCCGCUAUAUGACGUUGGUGCACAAUGGUACAGGGAAGGUCGAAAUUACAUCUGCAGAAGUUCACUUUACCCCGAUGCCACAUUGGAAAGACGACGCGCUCGGCAAUUACACCGGAUACUUCCACUGCGAUGACGAACUUCUAAAUCGAGUCUGGUAUGCAGGCGCAUACACAAAUCAAAUGUGUACUAUUGAUCCACAGCAUGGCAAUGCCUUGGUUCACCUAGGGACCAUCAAUAGUUCAGUCUCUGAUGCAACCAACGUUACCUGGUAUUACAAUUAUACGAUCACUAAUGGAAGUUCUGCUUUGACCGAUGGAGCGAAGAGAGACAGGCUUGUAUGGGCUGGAGACAUGGCUAUUGCUGUUCCAGGUGUGGUGGCAUCGACAAACGAUGUCAUCUCUAUCGAAAAUUCCCUAAACUCGUUGUUUGCCGUGCAGAACAGGUCCACGGGUCAGCUUCCAUAUGCUGGGCGUCCGUUUCCUUCCACAUUGUCUUUUACGUAUCACCUAUACACGUUGAUUGGUGUCACCGAUCACUACCUAUAUACCGGCAACCUUGACUACGCGGCAUCACAUUGGUCGGAAUGGAAGCUCGCGCUGAACUUCUCCUUGGGCUUCAUUGACGAUACUGGCUUAAUGAAUGUCACCUCACCACCCGACUGGCUGCGGUUUGGCAUGGGCGGGCACAACAUCGAGGCAAACUCGAUUCUUUAUUACACUAUCAAUCAAGGCAUUGCACUCGCCGAGGCACUUAACGACACGGAGCCGGUUGCGUCUUGGCAGGCAACGGCCGAAAAGAUCAAAUCCGCCGCAAACGAACUUCUCUGGAACGACAGCGCAGGCAUGUAUAUUGACAAUGAGACCACAACGCUCAUGCCACAGGAUGGCAACUCGUGGGCAGUGGUAUCGAACCUCACUCUCAAUUCCUCACAGAUUGAGUCGAUUAGCACAAAGCUAGCCGAUCGUUGGACGCCGUACGGAGCACCUGCACCUGAGGCAGCUGAUGCUAUUUCACCCUUCAUUUCUGGUUUUGAGCUGCAAACGCAUUUUCUUGCGGAAAAUGUAACCGCUGCUCUCGGCCUGAUGAGGCUGCAGUGGGGAUUUAUGUUGGAUGACCCAAGAAUGACAAAUUCGACAUUUAUUGAAGGGUACUCUACGACUGGAGAACUUCAUUAUGCACCAUACUUGAACGACGCGCGCAUAUCGCAUGCCCAUGGAUGGGCGACAGGACCGACGUCUUCGCUCACCUUUUACGUUGCCGGAAUACAACUGCUGAGCGCUGGAGGAAAGGCGUGGCGCAUUGCUCCUUCCCUUGGCAAUCUCACUGUUGCAGACGCUGGUUUCAGCACUGGCAUUGGCUUCUUUUCUGCUAAGACUCAAAUGGCCAGCAACGGCGGCUUCCAGAUCGACUUCGAGACCCCUGAAGGUACAAGUGGUGAAGUGAAGAUUCCACGAGCGUCUUGUGCAGGAAACAUUGUUUUGGAGGAAUGCAAUGGUAACCACGGAACCCUAGAGAUCGAAGUCACGCACGCGAAUGCUGGACCGAUAUCUGUAGCGGAUGUUCCUGGGGGCAAAUGGAAGGUCACCUUCGAUUGUGUCUAG